AAGAAAAAUAAAGUAUUUUCAACUUGAUUUGAAAAUGAAGAGAAUUCAUUCAUUUUUCUCAAUACUUACUGUUUUUCUAUGAUGAUAUUUAAACAUUAAAGUAAAGCUAUUGUAGAGAACAAUUUUUUCAUGCAGUUUAGACUAAUUAUAAUGGGAAGCUUCCCACUUUAGUGAUUGAUCUCCAUAAUUCUCGAUGAAUAAAAAAAUAUGCGGUUCAUCAAUCAAACCUAGGCGACAAGAUAACACAUAUCUCCAUUUCCUGAUAUAAAAAUUUUCUAAUCAUAUUUAGAAUGCAGCGAAUAAAUCUACAUUUUCUAUUUUGAGUGAUGAGAAUACUUCUCUCUCGUCAUUGAAGAUGGUUCUACAGACAGGAUAUUUCAGGACAUUUCCAGGCAUCCUGAAGGUCUUCGAAGUGAUCUUCAGUACGAUAGGAUUGCUGAUGACUAUUAUUUUCAAUAAAUAUUCGAAUGUGUACUUUACCAUUUCACACAUUUAUACUGUAAUAUCGGCGAUAGCAUUAGGAGCAACACUUUUCCUGAUGCUUUUGUACUUUUUAAACAUGGCCGAAGUUCUUCAACCAAUAUUGAACUACCAGAAAUAUUUCCAUCUCAUUUUCAUGAUGUUUGUUCUUUCAUAUUCGUCCAUAUUAUUAUAUAAUGGAUCUUCCUACAUACAAUUGAUACUGGCUGGAUUUAGUGGUAUACUUCUAGCCAUCGCUUUUCUGGCAGAUGGAAUCCAUGGAUUUAAUAUCGUAUCCCCUCUGCCAUUGUCGUCUUGAGAAUUAUUUUACAACAUGGAGAAAAACGAGGAAAAAACCCUUAUUUGAGUCUUCCACAGGAGAAGACUUUCUAUCUGGCUGAAGUAUGGAGGAGAAAUCCAAAAAAGAAGAAUGUUUCACUGAUAAUUGUACCAUAUUGGUAUCGUUUCGUGAUAUUUGUUUUUAGUCAUUGAAAAAUACCACACAGAUUACUGGAUUAUAUUUUAAUACGCAU
Molecule: messenger RNA, 992 nt
Organism: Coccinella septempunctata (seven-spotted ladybird)
Lineage: Eukaryota; Metazoa; Arthropoda; Insecta; Coleoptera; Coccinellidae
Exons: 4
Coding region: 356-778 (140 amino acids)
Source: RefSeq, a predicted model, not a curated record